Alternaria burnsii is the source of this 3615-nucleotide messenger RNA. RefSeq lists its product as uncharacterized. Lineage: Eukaryota; Fungi; Ascomycota; Dothideomycetes; Pleosporales; Pleosporaceae. The annotation marks the transcript as partial. The record is from RefSeq and is a predicted model, not a curated record. Gene Ontology annotation, molecular function: protein binding. The transcript is spliced from 10 exons.
AUGGCCACCGGAACGCGUUUGUGCGGGGCGCCAAAACCUAGCCUUACCACCACCUCGAAGCCUGCCACACUCACACCCCAGGCGCGCAGAACCUUCCAAGAGAGCUUCGACAGCUUCGAAAAGACAGUACAGCGAUACUCACGCACUGAUGAUCGUGAGUUCAGCAACACUACACUGCGCGAUGUGCGCAAUGCUGCGAAAGAAGUUGAACGUCAUCUUGCUGCGCGACAGUGCAUGCGGAACAUGAAGCGCUUGGAGCCGUUUCUGAAUGGCCUUGAAGCGUACUCCAAAGUUAUCGAGGUGCUCUGCAACGGCACACCUUUCUUAAGCUGGAUAUGGCUCGCUACGGACCAUAUCAGCGCUUUUGAGAAGCUGUUAGCAGCCUACAGUCAGAUCGCAGCGAUGCUGCCUCGAGUCGAUCGCCUAGGAACCGCUUUGCAAGAUAAGCCUGACUUUCAGCAAGCACUUGCAGUGGUGUACAGUGAUAUUCUAACGUUCCAUGAGCAUGCAUAUAAGCUGUUCAGACGAAAUGGCUGGAUCUGUUUCUUCAAGUCAUCUUGGGGCCAAUUUGGGAGCAGAUUUAAUUGUAUCCUGGAUAGUCUUGCAAAACACGCCACAUUGAUCGACCAAGAAGCAAAUGCAUACCUCGUCUCAGAGACUAUGCUGUGGCGCAGAGAAGCACUACAAGUUGUAGCAAAAACGGAGAAAGACCGGUCGACAGCGCAGCUUACAGCAGCGCUUUCUUGGCUGGGUCUUGAGACCGUUCCUCAUUGUGGCCAGGCCUCCCAAGACAACCUGCUUGACAGACUCAUCAAGGACUGCUGCGACGGUACAACUGACUGGAUUUUGAAACAUCAGCGUAUGAGACAGUGGCUUCAAAAUGGGAGGGGUGGUCCGAUCUUGUGGUUGAAAGGCAAGCCUGGGUCUGGCAAAAGUACACUGUGCGCAAAGCUAGUGCACUUCCUUCGUGCACCUCGACAGUCGACAGUUCUGUUCUGCUUCUACAGCUACAUCGUCAGCAGCACAUACCCUGACCCCGUGGUGUUUAUUCUCGCUACCUUGGUUUCCCAAGUCCUUCGGCAACGCACCGAUCUUGCCACUUAUGUCUACGAGGAGUUCGUCGCCGAGAGCCGUCCACUCUCUAUUCGGAAUCUCCAAGAACUUCUUUCGAAUCUUCUCCCGCAGCUAGUGAUGCCACGAAUCCUAAUCGAUGGCAUCGACGAGUGCAUUAGGUACGACAUGCAUGGAAAGCCAUCCGAUCUCACUCCUGUCAAAGACGUCUUGGCUUCGAUACUACAACUCGAAAGCCCAACGCAAGCUUGUGCGCCGACGAAGAUCCUUGUUGUUAGUCGAGACAUUCUAGAAGUGGUAGGAAAAUUGUCGAAAAGACCGACGGUAGCACUAGACCAAGAAAGCGAUGCGUUGACCGCUGAUAUAACUCGUUUCGCUACCAAGAGGCUGGAAACUAUCCGGGAGAGAUUCGAGAGCCUUCAUGGUGUCGACGAUAUCCUCCAAGAGGUCAAGAAGAAUGUAGUGUCAAGAUCUCAGGGAAUGUUCCUCUGGGUGCGGCUAGUAUUGUUGCAGUUGGAGGACGACGCAGAUAAUCUCGAUGACUUGGAGAAUGCGGUUGCUAACAUGCCUCAUAGCUUGCAUGACUUCUACGCCCGCAUCGUACACAGAAUCAUGCUCUACUCACCCCAAUCGCGAGAGCGAACCAUCAACAUACUGAAGUGGAUGCUUUGUUCGAGGCGGCCGCUAAGAGUCGCAGAACUCCAGGAUGCGGUCGUGUUUGCCUCGGGGGCCGUCUCGUUAUCAGAGAGAUCAAAACUCCCUGCAAGCAUCGUUGACCGCUGCAGACCUCUGGUACAGACAGAUGAUAACGAGCAGAUCUCUUUUGUUCACUUUACAGUUCAGGAAUACCUCACAAAGAGCGGUUUCAUUUCGCUCCGGGAUGCGGAGCGUUGUACUACCAUUACUUGCCUAAAUUACUUGACCUUCAGCCUCGAACUAUCCAAUCCCAACAUCUCGGCCAGGCGAAAAGCAGUCGGAGUUGGUAAAUGCUUGUACACUCUCCAGCCAUACGUUCAUGAGCAUUGGCUUGACCAUCUGCUCGCCUUUGCAGCAGAGGUUACGCAAUCAAGAGGCCGACAGUUGGAAGCUUGCUUGGAGGUUCUUCUUUCAAUCUAUUCUCACCAGUAUGUGCGGUAUCUGGACCCGACGAACAGAGUGCAGCCAGACAUUCUCGCCGCGCGAAAUCUCGAGCCUCGCCUGAGAUUCCUUGAGCAUUACGAACAUCAUUACAAAUUUCUCUGUGUCUAUGUCAGUUACCGGCAUGCUAAGCAAGUACAUUUCGAGAUGCCUGACGACUACAAUGAACCGUUGGAUCCUACGCCCCUCAGUGUCGUCCAGUUCGAAUACGCUAAGCAAGUAGAUUUUUUACUCUCAGCAGAUACGGUUCCAGGGCUCACACCAGAGGAACUCACUAUGUUCAAAUUGACCAAUUGUCCAUACGCCUUCGUGUGUCGCUUUCCUGGUUGUUCGGGCAUGUUGGCAGGUUUCUCAACUCAAGAUCUUCGUGCACAGCACGAAACGACGCACAAACCAACCUUCUUCUGCAUGCAUUCUGGGUGCACAUACAAGCUUCCUUUCGCUUCUAGACAGAGCCUGGGGAGACAUAUCCGCACCUUCCACAACUCAGUGCCAGAAAGCGUACCCAAAAGCAUCAGGCGUCGGCGAGCGACGCGUUCGAAGGAUCGAGAUGACCAUGCUGGAAUACCAAAGGCUGCGGGAGACCUCGAAGUCCACUCUCAAAUUCCAAGUAUGGUGGCAGAGCCUUGGACCUCAACUACAGCAUCUUUACCUGACAUACGGGAACUCGACAGACGGGAACCUGUCACCCUAUUUGAAAGUGUAGAGAGAUAUCCUUUGAGCUCAUUGCAAACCGCUACAGCGCCUGAAUUUCACCCAGAUAUCGAUGAAGAAGUGGACCCGCCCGACUCGGGUCCUACCAAGCCUUUCCUCCCCAAGCUUCCUGCUGGAUGGAUAGCGCAGUGGGAUAACUCGUCACAAAAGUAUUAUUAUGUCCAAAUCACCACCGGCAUCUCACAAUGGGAACUACCCUCCUCGUACAAACACUAUCGCCGAGCAGACGGUCAAAUGAAAGAAUACCCUUCCGGAAACGAGUACUCCUCAGACCCCCCCGCAGAGACUCAACGAUUUCUUAACGCAUCCAAUCAGACGAGAACGCAGUCUGGGACCGUAGAGACGACAAGAAAUGAAGGAUUUGGAGGAGGUAUGAAAUUGUAUCCAUAUCCUCCCUCUGCGGAGCAUAAUAGUGCUGCUGGCAACAAUAAAGCUGCCGUGAAUUCCUGGUUGGUCAAUGAGAGUAUCACACGUUCGCUAUCAACAUCUCCAGACGCUCGGCCAAAAUUUCUAGAGGUUCCGGGAUUACCUCCUUCGCGUGGGGAUUUGGGGUCACCUCCUUCGUGGGGGAUCCAAUACAAUACUCCCCUCUUCGGCCGGGACCGCCCGUACGACCCAGACCACCCGUACGACCCAGGCGAACCAGACGAAGACUAUCCCUCCGGAGUACCGCGGGCAAAAGAGCCAUUACCU